CCCUCUCCUCUCCCCCUAGCCCGCGAGCCAGCUUCACAUUGCCAUGUUGGCUCGGUCGGCUCUGCGUUCGGCGCGCUCUGUCGGCGCCGCAGCCCGCAAUGCUGCCAGCAAAACAGCUUCGCGCUCUGCCUCGACGUCCAGCUCAACAGCCGAGGGAGCCGCCUCAUCCUGGAAGACGAACGCUCUGCCGGCAGGCGCCACGGCUUUCGCGGUCGGAACGGUUGCCUGGUACUGUCAUCUCUAUGGACGCAAUGUCGAUGCCAUGACGCCGGCGGAAGAGGGUCUGCAUCCGACCCAGUAUCCCUGGGAGCAUGCGAAAUGGUACAAGACGUUCGAUCAUCAAUCCCUCCGCCGUGGCUUCCAGGUCUACCGCGAAGUCUGCGCAUCCUGCCACUCCCUCGCCCGUGUUCCGUACCGCACGCUCGUCGGUACCAUUAUGACGGUCGAUGAGGCCAAGGCCCUUGCCGAGGAGAACGAAUACGACACCGAGCCCAACGACGAGGGCGAGAUUGAGAAGCGCCCCGGGAAACUGUCCGACUAUCUUCCAUCGCCGUACAAGAACGACGAGGCCGCCCGCGCCGCAAACAACGGUGCUCUGCCCCCGGAUCUAUCGCUCAUAGUCAAGGCGCGACACGGUGGCUGCGAUUACAUCUUCAGCUUGUUGACGGGUUAUCCAGAGGAGCCGCCAGCAGGUGCAGUCGUGCAGGAAGGCCUGAACUUCAAUCCCUACUUUCCCGGCACCGGAAUCGCCAUGGCCCGCGUCCUUUACGAUGACCUUGUCGAGUAUGAGGACGGAACAAAGGCGACGAGCUCUCAGAUGGCCAAGGACGUUGUGGAGUUCCUGAACUGGGCUGCUGAGCCGGAGAUGGAUGACCGGAAGCUGAUGGGCUGGAAGGUGCUGGCUGUCACGAGCGUGCUGUUUGCGAUCAGCGUGUGGGUGAAGAGGUACAAAUGGGCUCCGAUCAAGUCGAGAAAGGUCGUCUACAACCCGCCAAUCCAGAGUAGCAACAUUCUUAGCAAGCUACCAAAGCCAGACAAGAAGUCAUAAGCGAGGGGAACCCUGCAUUGGGAGGUUUGGGCAAUAGCGGGGUGUGUUUUAUACUUGUACAGUGUCAGCUACUUGAUCAAAACGAGACUUAAGAUUUCCUUGACAUGUGAAGCUGGUAUAGAUGUUUUCCUUUCCGUGCGUGUCUCCUGCUGAUGUAGUGUAUCGUCAAUGCAGUUUUCGCUGUUUUUCCUCUUUCACAGCAGCACGUAUAUCUUUCAUCCUCCUUUUCUGUUUCAAGUGCCCUUCUCGCAGAUGAUAAGUUCAUAUGUAGGUACGCGUCUCACACCUGGCAUCUAUCAG
Trematosphaeria pertusa is the source of this 1348-nucleotide messenger RNA. Its product is annotated as cytochrome c1, mitochondrial precursor. The transcript is spliced from 5 exons. The record is from RefSeq and is a predicted model, not a curated record. Gene Ontology annotation, biological process: mitochondrial electron transport, ubiquinol to cytochrome c. NCBI's taxonomy places the organism in Eukaryota, Fungi, Ascomycota, Dothideomycetes, Pleosporales, Trematosphaeriaceae. Gene Ontology annotation, molecular function: electron transfer activity; heme binding. Bases 44 to 1048 code for a protein of 334 amino acids.